AUGGUACUUCCUUUCUUCCAGGUUUCUUUUGGUGAGGUUUAUCGUUCAGAAUGGAAUGGAACUGAGGUUGCUGUGAAGAAGUUUAUGAACCAGGAUAUCUCAGGCGAUGCACUAACUCAGUUUAAAAGCGAAGUUGAGAUCAUGUUGAGGUUGAGACAUCCUAAUAUUGUUCUUUUCAUGGGAGCAGUUACUCGUCCACCAAAUCUUUCCAUCCUCACAGAAUUUCUACCAAGGGGUAGCUUAUAUAAACUGCUUCAUCGGCCAAAUGUCCAACUUGAUGAAAAGAGGCGAAUGCGUAUGGCUCUUGAUGUGGCAAAGGGAAUGAAUUAUUUACACACCAGCAAUCCAGUUAUUGUGCAUCGGGACUUAAAGACUCCAAAUCUUCUUGUUGAUAAAAAUUGGGUUGUGAAGGUAUCUGAUUUUGGGAUGUCACGCAUGAAACACCACACUUUUCUGUCUUCGAAAUCUACUGCUGGAACUCCUGAAUGGAUGGCACCGGAAGUACUAAGGAACGAACCAUCGAAUGAAAAAGUUGUUGGUGCUGUUGGCUUUCAGUAUAGACACCUUGACAUUCCUGAAACUGUUGAUCGUGUGGUUGCAAGAAUCAUAACUGAUUGUUGGCAUCCCGAGCCACAGGCUCGGCCAUCAUUCAAGGAAAUCAUUGCCCGCCUCAGAAGUCUCGGGCGGCUCUCGGUGGAACGAAUAGAAACUCGAAUAAAUCAAAAAUAGAAUUCAGUUGUAUGUAAACUAUUUAUAUUUUAUAGAGGUGGAUAGAUGAAAGAAUGAUUGUUGUACAAGAGUAAACAACAACGACAAAAAAAAAAAAAAAAGAGUUGUGGAUUGGGAAGUGUUGGUUGACUCCAUAAGGCAGGGGGACAAAGCACAGCCAAGCCAAGCCAAGCCAAACCAAGCCAGUUGAAUGACGACAACAUCAAGUGUUUGUCCGAGUGGUUUAUUUGGGUACCAACUUAGUUCAUUUAAUAAUAUUGUCUACAAAAUUUGUUUAACAAAGAAGAAAAAUAUGGUGUUUUCAGUAAUUGCAG
Messenger RNA from Lactuca virosa, 1043 nucleotides. The record is from the annotation of a GenBank genome assembly. Lineage: Eukaryota; Viridiplantae; Streptophyta; Magnoliopsida; Asterales; Asteraceae.